This is a messenger RNA of Sphaerodactylus townsendi, 5451 nucleotides long. RefSeq names its product MAGUK p55 scaffold protein 3 (gene MPP3). NCBI's taxonomy places the organism in Eukaryota, Metazoa, Chordata, Lepidosauria, Squamata, Sphaerodactylidae. Gene Ontology annotation, cellular component: plasma membrane; cell-cell junction. The record is from RefSeq and is a predicted model, not a curated record. The transcript is spliced from 19 exons. Gene Ontology annotation, molecular function: protein binding. Bases 323 to 2029 code for a protein of 568 amino acids.
UGAACAAAAGGGGAGGGCGACGCGUGCACCGGAGCCGGGGAAAGGCCGCAGCAGAGCUGGCCUCUCCCUCCGUCCUUGCACCGGAGCGCAUGAGCGGGGAGCGUCUUUGCACCGAGCCCCGGAGCCCAGGGACCGAGCGCGCGCCGCCGCCGGAGCCCGGAGCCUGCAGGGACCAAGGAAGCAAGCAAGCAAGCCAGCAGGCCGGCCGGCCAGCGCCCAUCCUGCGGGUGUUCUGCUCCCGUGUAAACAUUUCCUCCUUUGGAGAAAGGCCAGUCAGUUGGUGGAAGACUGGAGUUCUCACUUGGUCUUGAGGAAAAAAACCAUGCCUGUGUUAUCAGAAGAUUCAGGUUUGCAUGAGACCCUUGCUCUCCUGACAUCGCAGCUGAGGCCCGACUCCAAUCACAAGGAAGAAAUGGUGUUCUUGAAGGACAUCUUCAGUGAGAGAAGCCUUAGCUAUUUAAUGAAGAUUCAUGAAAAGCUGUGCCAUUAUGAAAGGCAGAGCCCGGUCCCCGUUCUGCACAGCGCAUCUGUUCUAGCUGAAGAUGUGAUAGAAGAAUUGCAGACGUCGCCUAUGAAUAACGACGAAAAGGAGUUGCUUCAGCUGCUGUCCACGCCACACCUCAGGGCAAUGCUUGUUGUACACGACACGGUGGCCCAGAAGAAUUUUGACCCCGUCCUUCCUCCUUUGCCGGACAACUUCGAUGAAGAUUUCGACGAGGAGUCCGUAAAAAUAGUUCGCCUUGUGAAGAAUAAGGAGCCCUUGGGGGCCACCAUCCGGCGCGAUGAGCACCGUCUUGUGCACGUGGGAGAUGAGCUGCGUGAAGUGAAUGGCGUUGUUGUUCUUCACAAAAGGCCUGAGGAAAUAAGCCAGAUUUUGGCCCAGUCCCAGGGAUCCAUAACGCUGAAAAUAAUUCCAGCCAUCAAGGAAGAAGAUUGCCUGAAGGAAAGCAAGGUGUUCGUGAGAGCCCUUUUCACCUACAACCCCAAGGAGGAUAAAGCCACCCCUUGUCAAGAAGCUGGGCUGCCAUUUCAAAGAAGGCACGUCUUGGAGGUGGUGAGCCAGGACGACCCAACGUGGUGGCAGGCCAAGCGCGUGGGGGACACGAACCUUCGGGCAGGCCUGAUCCCUUCGAAACAAUUCCAGGAAAGGCGUCUGAUGUACAGGAGGACCAUCGGCAUGCUACACAACACCAGAAGCGCAACAAAACCGCUCUAUGAUCAGUCUUCCGAGAAAGAAGAUUGUGAUUGUGAGGGAUACUUCAACGGACAAUAUAUAGCUGGCUUGCGAAGGAGCUUCCGGCUGAGCCGAAAGGAGAAGCAGAGCAGCCAGCCCGAAGCCAAGCAAGCUGAGCCGACUCAGAUGUCCGAACUCCUCACCUACGAGGAAGUCACCAAAUACCAGCAGCAGCCGGGCGACCGGAAGAGACUAGUGGUUUUGAUAGGUUCUUUGGGGUCCCGAUUAAAUGAGCUCAAGCAGAAAGUUGUGGCAGAGAACCCACAGGAGUAUGGGGUUGCCGUGCCACAUACCACAAGGUCCAAGAAGAGUCAUGAAAAGGAGGGAGUGGAGUACAACUUCGUCUCCAAGCAGUCGUUUGAGUCUGAUGUGCAACAUAACAAGUUUGUAGAGCAUGGAGAGUAUAAGGAGAAUCUCUACGGGACAAGCUUGGAGGCCAUACAGUCAGUCAUGGCCAAGAAUAAAGUGUGCCUUGUGGAUGUCGUGCCUGAGGCCGUGAAGCACUUGAGGACGCCCGAGUUCAAGCCAUACGUUGUCUUUGUGAAGCCUCUUGUUUCGGAAAAGAAAAAGAAUGCCCCGAUGUCCCUGGCACCGGAUGACAUUUUUGUCCCGCUCGACGAGGAACAGGUAGAAAUGGCUAACUCGGCGGCUUUCAUUGAAGAACAGUAUGGCCACAUUAUCGACACAGUCCUGGUGAAAGAAGACCUCCACAGUGCGUGCAGCCAGCUGAAAGCCAUAUUGGAGAAACUGAACACAGACUCCUUCUGGGUGCCAAUCUCAUGGGUCAGAUUAUAGUCAGCAAUGCUGUGCCAAAUUAGAAGAGAUACCUGUUCACUAAUAUGCUGUAAAUAUAAUGGAUCAAAAGGGAAACAAACAACCCCCCCUCCCCCCCCCACACAUCCGCUGGAAUUGCAGGUUUGCUUGGAAAACAGCAAAGAGAACCGUCUCCAUCUGGGAACUUUCUCUGAUGCAAUAAUUUCCUCUACGGGAAUGAAAACAAAUCACUGUGGCGGAAUGAAAAAUCCCUCCAGGAGAGAAUCCAGAGUCUUGUGCGCGGCUUCCAGUCCUGCCGACAGAAGCCUUUCGCUUUUCUUUUGUAAGCUGCCGCUGCAAGAUCAAAACACAGGGAUCUGGACGCAAUGAUGCUUCAGACUUUCCUGAAUUAGGGAAAAAAAGCACUAGAAAAAGAGGAUUCCAACUUUACUGAAUAAGAAAACAAACCACCCGAAUGUUGGGUGGUUGACAAGAAAGGAAAGAUAAGUUCUAUUACAGAGUUAUAAUUUUGGAUAACGUAAGAAGGACCUUCUCUUUUAAAUGGCUGGCCAGUGGGAGCUUUGAUCCAAAUGAUGGUUCUUCCGUCUUUUUGCAGCAGGGAAGAAUUCCUGGGCCAAUCACCCUGCCUGAAGAUUCUACUUUAUGUAACCUACAUAUAGCUGAAAAGGAGCCAUCAAAUAAUUUUCUGUACUUUCUCUGCAAUUUGCCAUAAUAAUGGUCUGAAUGCUCAAGAGGUAACGGGCAAUUUCCCUCAUUCUCACCAGGAAAGCCACAAACUCAGACCUGCCUAGAAGCAUCUAAUAUACUUGCCUUUUCUUCCUUUUGCUUGCACAAGCUGUGAAAUGUCAAGAUCCCUGUGGAGGCAGCCACCCUCUCCCGCUCAGUGAACAGCGUACUAAGGCCAAAUUCCAUUUAGUUCCAUGUCUGUAGAUCCUCAAUUCUUUCUUUUAAUGGCAAGUUUCUAGUUCUUACCGCUGUAGACAAUAGUGGGAUUCAAAUAAUUUAACAACCGGUUCCGGUGGUGGGAUUCAAGUAAUUUAACAACUGUUUGUUUACAAGCACCAUUUUAACAACCGGUUCGGCUGAAGUGGUGCGAACCGGCUGAAUCCCACCACUGGCUUAGAGUUCUUCUUCGGUUUUGUAACCAAAGGCGGGUUGUGUGUCCCUAGUCUAAAAACUGGAGUGAAAGAACAUUACAGCCUCUGUGGAAAAGAUUUCGGACUUAUCUCCAAAUCUUUCCCCUCUUCUUUCUUCUCCAUUUUUAAAAAAAGUGUUUUGGCUUUUCUUUUCUUUUUUUUAACACUAAUUCAGAUUCAUUUGUUACACACGGACUUCCCUUCAAACCAAUUUUUCACACUUAUCCUGUAAUAACUAAAAGGAGAUUACUUUCCCAAGUACAGAUUUUUCUUAUAUAGCCCAGCCAUAAUAAUAUUAUUUUGUCCCUAUACCUUAUCUGUAGUUUUUCUCUUCUGCUCCUUGAAACUUAUCAACAUUCAUUUAUUCUUCGAUAUAUUUUCAAGAUCAUUUGCUGUGUCCGUUCAUCCUUAAAUGCGGAUAACAUUCUCCCAUUAAUAAUUUUCGUUAUUUUUUUCAUUUGGGCAAACUCAACUAUUUUAGCAUGCCAUUCCCGGACGGUCGGUAAUUUACAGGAUUUGGGAAGUUGAUUAAUUUAUGCAACACAAGCAUGUACAGACAAAUGCUUUGCAUAAUUUCCUUCACAGACUAUACAUUUUCGUGGUAUGGAAUUUUGUAUUUGAGUUGGUUGGAGGUUGUGUCUUGUGAAUGUGAAAAUGCCUAGUCCUGUGUGCAGCCUGUGUGGGUUUUUUUCCCUCUCUCCUUGGAAAAUUCAAACUGAUCUUAUGUUCCAGUAUAGUAUUUUUCUGUGUUUUUGCCUCCAUAAGAAUAAUUCCCACGGAGGAAAAUCUUACACUAGACCAGUGGUGGUGAACCUUUGGCACUCCAGAUGUUAUGGACUACAAUCCCCAUCAGCCCCUGCCUGCAUGGCCAAUCGGCAGGGGCUGAUGGGAAUUGUAGUCCAUAACAUCUGGAGUGCCAAAGGUUCGCCACCACGGCACUAGACUUUCCUUGCGAUGCUAUACUCUGCUGCACAUAAAGAUAAUACAGUAGGUUGUAUGUUCCUUUGCCAUAGAACAAAGUAUGCCAGACUUCCUUUGCUGUAGAAUGCUCUGUCUGGGUCCUAGUGCCUACCUAGCCCUGCUCCUGCCAUCUGUUUGAAAGCAAAAAAAUAAAUUUUGGCAUGAAUGCCCUUGUAUCAAAGUACCAUGUUCAGUAAUGCACCUAAUAAUGGUUUUGACAAAGGCAGUGUGUGAAAAUGCAUGACAAUUCUCAUAUGCGUUCAGGACCAUGUCCUUUCUCAGCUGCUGCACCUCAACUGACCGAAUUAUCAUCUUUAUGUGGAACAGAAUAUAGGAUGUUGGCCUUCAGUCAAGUCUUUGAGAAGGAGGUAUCCGUGAAGACUGGAGUGGUGAUUGUGGUUCUGUUUUGGUUUCAUGAUUUUCAGACUGUUCCAAGGAUACUUUCCGUGGAAGCCUCUCCGAAUACCUCAAUGAAAAGAUCACUUAUAGUGGUAUAAGCCUCUAAAAGGUUUCCUGCCUGUUACUGCUUGCAACUGUGCCACCGAAGGAGACCGAUAUGUCUUUUCCAAGGGUGCAUCCAGUAUGUAUGGAAGCAGACAGAUGGUGACGCCCAAUAAAACCCGUCCAGCGUUCUUCAUAAACCGACUGUGUACUUCUAGAACAAGCCGCUGAAAUCGUUGGCAACCCAGAGGGUUCUCAGGGCAGAUGCUGAAGAAUUCCUUAGCAGAUACGUUGGUGUCAAAAGGGUUCGAUGAUGGCUGGACACUUGAAAAAUCACCUAUAGUCUCUUGUAAUAUAAGUGGAAGACCACAUAGUGUCUAUCAAAGGAUAAAUUUAUUCAUUCAAUGUAUGCUGUAUUUCUGUUGUACAUUCUUUGUAUGGGAGGUGCAAAAUUGUUCUUUGCCUCUACUAUCCCACCUUAACCCUGGGUCCAAAUUUCAGUUCAUAGUAAGAGUCUUGUCUGGAACACAUUCAUGCUUUUUCUUCCUUUAGGUUAUGUUUGUUGUUAUACUUAUGUUCUGUCACUAGAUGCCGCUAUGGAGCCAGUUGUUUUGACAUGAGUGCCCUUGUACACAUUACUUUCUGUCCUAUAAACGAUUACUCCUGACAGGGAGGAUUACAAAUUUUAGCUGGGUUUAAAAAGGGGACCAGGAUAUCUUUUCUGUAUUGAUUGAUCAUGAUCAAGGAAAGUAUGUAUUCUUCAGAAAGUUCAAGAGGCUGAGAACUUUACAGGCAAAGACAGAAGUAUAUACAGGGGAAAUCGACAUAGGAUAUUGCAGAACUUUUACACUAGUUACGCAAUGACAACUCAAUACUCCAUUAAAUUGUAAUCAAUAGAAAACCCCA